AUCAUAUCACGUACAAAGUUGUUGAUAAAUCAGAUGAUAACGUUUACAUAAAUGUUCCUAUUCAAAUAUUAAAUAAUAGUCAUAAAGGUUUGCCACCACACGAGCUUAAUUUAAAAGUUGGAGCAAUAGAUACAUUACUGAGAAAUUUAAGUAUAGCAGACGGUUUUUGCAACAACAUACGAUUGAAGAUUAGAAAAUUAUUUGAGUAUAAUACUGAAGACGAAGUUAGAACAAGAGAAGGACAUGAAAAUAAAGUAUUUAUAUCGAAAGUCACUUUAAAUGCAGUUAAUACCUCGUCAUUACCUUUCAUACUUUACAAAGAGCAAUUUCCUUUGGUUUUGGCAUUCGCUAUGACAAUCUACAAAUCUGAAGGGCAAAGUUUCAAUUUAGUCG
Copidosoma floridanum is the source of this 393-nucleotide messenger RNA. RefSeq lists its product as uncharacterized. Lineage: Eukaryota; Metazoa; Arthropoda; Insecta; Hymenoptera; Encyrtidae. The record is from RefSeq and is a predicted model, not a curated record.